AUGGAGUCAUUGAAUAAAUUGUUGCUGGUAAACAAGAUAUCUUUAACUUGCUUUCUACAAUCUGAUAAUAAUCCUUCAUUUCAGUGUGCCCAAGUCGCUACAAAUGUAGUUGAACAGAAGCACCAGGUGUCAAGAGCUAAGAGGAGCAAAGCUCUUGGAAGCCGUGCCUUCAGAGGCAGCACGAUUUGGUUCACAGGACUCAGCGGCGCCGGCAAGACUAGUAUAGCGUUUGCACUUGAAGCCUAUCUCGUUUCUAAAGGUAUACCAGCUUAUGGUUUAGACGGAGACAACAUCAGGACCGGUCUCAAUAAGAAUCUUGGCUUCUCCAAGGAAGACAGGGAAGAGAAUAUCCGUAGAGUAGCAGAAGUUGCAAAACUCUUCGCUGACAGCGGCGUCGUUUGCUUGUGCAGUUUCGUAUCACCCUUUGCUGAGGAUAGAGAGGUAGCGCGUCGUAUUCACACUGAUUCCGAGUUGCCGUUCUUCGAAGUUUUCAUAGAUACGCCUUUGGAAGUCUGCGAACAGAGAGAUACUAAGGGCCUGUAUAAGAAAGCUAGGGAGGGACAGAUUAAGGGUUUCACUGGAAUAACUCAAGAGUAUGAACGACCCGAAGCUCCAGAACUCGUCAUUCAAACAGUGGGACGCUCCAUCGAAGAAUCCACCAUAGAAGUAGUACGGCUACUCGAAUCACAGGGUAUUAUACCACGCUACAAUGAAAAUGACUCGGGUGUUGAAGAACUCUUUAUUUACGGAAACAGACUUAGCAGCGCUAAAGAAGAGGCGGCCAGGUUGCCGCAAAUUGAACUCUCGUUUUUGGAUUUGCAAUGGGUUCAGGUGUUAUCUGAAGGUUGGGCCUACCCUCUUAAAGGUUUUAUGAGGGAAACCGAAUAUUUGCAAGCCCUACAUUCCAACUGCUUCACCCUACCCGAUGGGACACUAGUGAACCAAUCUGUACCAAUAGUGUUACCAGUGUCCACGACCACUAAGGAGCGGCUCACUGGUUCAACGGCUAUCGCGUUGGCCCAUGAUGGCCGAACUAUCGCCAUUAUGAGAAACCCCGAAUUCUACCCUCAUAGAAAACAGGAGAGAUGCUGUCGCCAAUUCGGUAUAUAUAACACCGGACAUCCGUAUAUAAAGAUGAUCGAAGAGUCUGGAGACUGGUUAGUAGGCGGGAACUUGGAAGUGUUCGAACGUAUUCAGUGGAACGACGGUCUAGACUCAUACAGACUGACGCCCAACGAACUCAGGCAGAAGUUCAAGGAAAUGGAGGCUGAUGCUGUGUUCGCGUUCCAGCUUCGCAACCCUAUCCACAACGGCCACGCCCUCCUGAUGCAAGACACUCAAAAACAACUCAUCGAGAGGGGAUACAAGAAACCUGUACUGCUACUACAUCCUCUUGGCGGCUGGACCAAAGACGAUGAUGUUCCUCUAUCGGUGCGCGUCAUACAACACAAGGCGGUGUUGAACGAGCGAGUGUUGGACCCUGAACAUACAGUAUUGGCGAUCUUUCCAUCUCCAAUGAUGUACGCUGGACCAACGGAGGUUCAAUGGCAUGCCAAGUGUCGUAUGAACGCCGGCGCUAACCACUAUAUAGUGGGUCGUGACCCCGCUGGAUUACCGCACCCCAACGGCGGCGGGGACCUCUACGACCCCCGACAUGGCGCUAUCGUACUGGCAGCAGCACCCGGACUUGAUGAUCUUGAGAUCAUACCAUUCCGAGUAGCAGCGUAUGAUUCCUCGGUCGGUAAGAUGGCAUUCUUCGACCCCACUCGUAAGGAAGACUUCGACUUCAUAUCUGGCACAAGGAUGAGAGGUCUCGCUAAAGCUGGUAAGGAGCCACCAAAAGGUUUCAUGGCUCCCAGCGCCUGGAAGGUCCUCUCCGAAUAUUACCAGUCACUCAAAUCAAAAAUGGAAACCAAUUAA
Danaus chrysippus (African queen) is the source of this 1920-nucleotide messenger RNA. Lineage: Eukaryota; Metazoa; Arthropoda; Insecta; Lepidoptera; Nymphalidae. The record is from the annotation of a GenBank genome assembly.